CACCUAAAUAAAAAAUAAACCUAUACUUUUAAGUAAACGAAAUUUCUUAUAUUUUGUAUAAAAAAAUUUAAACAGGAUGGGAGCCUUGGCUGAAGUAGCUGGUGAUGAAAGUAAUGAAGGAUCGCGAACAUUCGUGUUUCAGGAUGAAGGCCAUACUCUUGGUAAUUCCUUGAAAACCAUAGUGACACGUUAUCCGGACGUAGAUUUCUGUGGUUAUACUAUACCGCAUCCUGCAGAAAAUAAACUACAUUUUCGCAUACAAUCCAAUCAAUCACGAGCUAUCGAUAUUUUGAAGAGGGGAUUAGAAGAUUUAGAAAAAUUAUGCGAUCACACAAUAAUAACAUUUGAAGCUGAAAUUAAGGCGUUUAAUGAUAAAGAUAAAAUUCAAAUUUCUCUGUCCAAGAAAGAAUAAAUUAGCUUAGUCUUAAGU
Messenger RNA from Glossina fuscipes, 430 nucleotides. RefSeq names its product probable DNA-directed RNA polymerases I and III subunit RPAC2 (gene l(2)37Cg). Gene Ontology annotation, cellular component: RNA polymerase III complex; RNA polymerase I complex. Gene Ontology annotation, molecular function: DNA binding; protein dimerization activity; DNA-directed RNA polymerase activity. Lineage: Eukaryota; Metazoa; Arthropoda; Insecta; Diptera; Glossinidae. The coding region runs from base 77 to 412 and encodes 111 amino acids. The transcript is spliced from 2 exons. Gene Ontology annotation, biological process: DNA-templated transcription. The record is from RefSeq and is a predicted model, not a curated record.